AUGGAGGAAAGCGAACUUAUCGGCGACGAUUUGCCGCUUCCGCCCGCUCGACUUUUUGAACGCCUCAGCCACCUGCCCGGAUAUACCUGGGAUCAGUCUAUUGAGCCGUUUCACUCGACCUACAAUCAUUGGCACAUUUGUGGUUCGCGUCAUGCGGUCGAAUACGAUAUCUCGACCCCUAUCGCAACCUCCUCCGGCCCUGCUUCCUCGGGGCCAUCCAGCCUCACCCGCUUUUCACCACGCACUGAAUUUCGCCCGUCCGCGCGCAUCAUCCGAAGAGCGAGCGUGAGCGAAACAAGCAGUGAGCUUUCGUUUUCCCGGGGCGAUCAGGAACAGGUAUGGAUCCCCGUUGUCGCGCGUGUUUCCACCAAUGUUAUCAGACUUGAGCGGGAGUUUCAUAUGCUCAGGUCCAUUGUGCAAUCCUCGGAUCCGGACUGUAACUACACGAUCAGACCCCUCGACUUGAUACGACUCCCCCCAGAUCCUGGAGACGUGGGCACACUGUUGGUAGCAAUAUUUGAGUCGCCGGGCCACGAUAGGUUGCGAGAUUUGGUCACAUUUGGCCCUGCUUCUUUUGUAGCCGGGGCCAAGGGUGAUAACAACAGCACGCCAGACGAGCAGAUUCCGUUACCGGCCUUCUUGGACUUCGCGAUCGGGGCUUGUGAUUGCUUGGAAAUUCUGCAUUACGGGGUGAAAACUGUGCACGGAGAGAUUCGUGGGGACGCUUUUCACUUCGGCGCUGAGACCGGAGCAGUUAAACUCGCCAAUAUCGGCAAUGGUGCACGGUCAUUCGACAAUGUUCUCAGCGAAGGCUGGUCCUCUGUUUCUCGCGAGCUUGGCGCAAAGUACAAGCUACAGUUUAUCGCCCCCGAACAGACUGGCAGAAUGCCCACAGAACCGGAUAGUCGUACAGAUAUCUAUGCCCUGGGUAUCUUCUUUUGGUCGAUGCUGGUAGGCAAGCUGCCUUUUGCCGGAACCGACCCCGUCGAAGUUGUUCAAAAUGUCCUGGGCAAGAAGUUGACCCCCGUCUCUGCGAAGCGAAUGGACGUUCCAGAUGCACUUUCUGCCGUGGUUCAGAAGAUGACACAGAAGGUUGUCCAUGAUCGAUACCAUACGAUUUCCUCAGUGAAAAGGGACUUGACGCAGAUAGCGCAGCUGUUGGGUGACGGUGACAGUGAAGCCUUGAACAAAUUUCAAGUUGCGCAACGAGAUGUGUCGUCCUUUUUCACUCUUCCCUCCCGAAUGUUCGGGCGCCAGAAAGAGUACGACACGAUCAUGAACGUCAUCGAAAAAGUCAAUAAGCGACAAGCGUCUACCUCUGCCAAAGCAUUUACGCAGAGCCUAGGAACUGCGCAUCCUCUCGCCUCCACCUCUUCACUCUCAGAAGGGCGUGUGGAUAGUUUUGAGCUUGCAUCCGUCUCUAGCGAUUCUGGCUCCUUCCACUUCCCCCCUCGGUCGAGCUCCAAUGCUACCAACUAUCAUUCUUCUCACAUCAGCACCCUUGAUUCUUCCGCGAGCAGCGAUGUGACGUUCCAAACCUCGAGGCAGGGACAGACGCCCACCAGCCAGGAUAUGUCUUCUCAUACAACGGCGGCCAUGCCGUUCUCUAGCAAAAUGAAGAGUCCGUCACAUUCUCGGUCUUCCCAUACCACAGACCGAGAGAGCCAUCCAUCCAUCGGCACAAAUACGAACAGUCAACAGUCAACCCAUGCUUAUAGCCAGUCGGAUUCCAUGGGCUCCCUUUCCAAACAGAGAGCUGGUGGGAAGUUUCGUCGGAGUGGGCGAUGUGAAGUCAUUGCGAUUAGCGGCGCCGCCGGGAUUGGUAAAACCGACCUUCUCAAUCGAGUACAGCCAAUCAUUCGCAAGUCGGGCUAUAUUGCUAUCACUCGUCUGGAUCGAGCGAAGAGAGUGCCGUUCGAACCGUUUGCCAAGAUUUUAGCCAGCCUCUUGCGCCAAAUUUUCUCCGAGCGCGAUGUCACGACAGAUUAUCACAACAGCAUCCGAGUGGCGCUGCGGCCGUUGUGGCCUACUCUCCACAAGGUGUUAGACCUUCCGGAACAGCUGAUGUCCCCUGGCUCGAAGUACAAACCAAAUUCACCCAAGACCUCGGUUGCCUCGCACAUCGUAACGGGCGAUCCUGCCAAGGGUGAGCCAGCUAAGCGCAUCAACAUUCCCUGGUUGCAGCAAGGUCAAACAUCAGUCGAAUUCUUCUUGUCUAAUGCUGCCUCGAACAAUAUGCGACUAAUGGAAAUAUUCCUCGAGAUUUUGAGAACACUGUGCCAGUUCAAAUUGAUGGUUGUAUGCUUAGACGACCUCGAAUAUGCGGAUGACGAGACCUUGGAACUAGUGUUGAAUAUCAUCAGAGCGAAAUUGCCCUGCGUGCUUAUUCUCACGAGCCGCAAGGAUGAGAUUGCACCGGACAACGUCAGGUCGCUGUUUGAGGCCGACAACUCCAAUAUUACACGGAUUGAGAUCCAGCCACUCAACGAAGCAGAGAUUAUGGAGUUUGUGGCAGCGACAAUGCAUCAGGAGCCCAACCCAACAAUGACUCCCCUUGCGGCCGUGAUUCAAGAGAAGAGCCACGGCAAUCCUUUCUACGUGCGAGUGAUGCUUGAGACAUGUUAUAGGAAGAAUUGUCUUUGGUAUUCGUGGAAGGACUCCAAAUGGCUCUUUGAUCUUGAUCGCAUUUUCACUGAAUUUGUAGCUCCUGUCUAUGGGGAAGGUCUCGGGCUUGGCUUCCUCACCAAACAGCUCCAAGAGAUUCCAUCUGCUGCUCGAUCUAUUAUGGUCUGGGGUGCUCUCCUGGGAAGCCCGUUCUCUUUCUCGUUGGUUCAAAAGCUUCUGACAAGCGAAUUUCUUUUCUCGUCAGAUGAUGAUGACGAGGAAUUUGAUCUCACGUGUCCUCAAAAUGUCACACUGAUUAGGCGAUCUGAAGGUGAUAUGGUCGUUGGACUGCAGUACUUGGUCCAGUCAAACCUUCUGAACCCAGGUAAAACCGACGAUGAGUUUAAACUUGGGAAUGACCGGCUUGCGCAAGCUGCACUUUCUCUGAGCGAGAGCCGCAAUGUGGAAAAAAUGCAUUUCAUCGUUUCACAAGUCUUGAUGAAAUAUUAUCACGACCAUCGCAGUCGCUAUUCGAUGGCUCACCACGUGGCGCUCUCGUCGCGUACUCUAAAGUCUCACGUACCUCAGCGCGUUGACUAUCGACGGAUUUUGUGGGAGGCUGGACAAACUGCUGCCCAGUCCGGUGCUCGGCCAACCGCUCUUUGGUACUUCCGCCACUGCAUCGCGCUUCUUCAAGAUGACCCAUGGGAUGACCGCCAGGUCGACGUUUACUAUGAUGAGACCAUGCGUCUUUUCAUUGCAACUGCCGAAAUGUCGUGGUCCCAGGGCCAUAAUGAUGAUGCCCUCAGCCUGAUCAAUGCGGUCUUCGUCCAUGGCAAGGAUGCGAUGGACAAGUCGAGAGCUUGGAUCAUCAAAGCCAAGAUCUAUGCUCAGCUUGGAGACCAUCAUCGAUCGAUGGAAUCUUUACUGACAUGCCUUGAUGAGCUGGGUGUCCACCUCCGUUCGCCCACGUCGUUUGAGGAUUGUGACAUUGCUUACUUGAAACUUAAGGAUUACGUCGAGUCAGCCGAUCUGGAAGCCAUUGCCCAGAAGCCCGUCAGCAAGGAUCCCAGUUUAGUGACUAUUGGAGCUGUCAUGGCCGAAGCGAUGGCCGUCACCUAUUGGGACGAUGCUCUGACAUUCUAUCGCAUGGCAAUCGAGAUGAUGAACAUUCACAUCUUCCGAGGAGGUUUCACCCAAGUCUCGAUUGGGUGUUCCCAUCUGGCUAUGAUCUCGUUCAGUCGCUUCAAAGACUCUGCUUUCGGGUCUAGGCUCAGCGAUCUCUCUCUGUCCCUUCUUGAGCACUGCCCAGAACUGUGGACUCAAAGCCGAGGGUCCAUAGUUCACAAUCUAUACGUCAGUCACCUACGCGUUCCUAUGGCAUCGACGUUGCCUGCGCUGGAAGCUUCCUUAGAGGCAUCAUUCACAAUAGGCGAUCCAUAUAUUACUUUGAUCAGCAUCUCUUCAAUGGCAAUGAGCAGGCUUUAUCUGGGCCAAGAUAUGGCCCAACUUGAAGCAUUCUGCCUCGAAGCUCCUGAAGAAAUCCCAAGAUGGUCCGAAGAUACUCGCGGCGGUGCAAGCAUCCUUGCGAUCCGACAAGUUGCACGGGCUCUCCAAGGCAAGACUGACUAUCGAACCUCUGAUAAUGUUUUGUCAGAUGAUGAGCACAAGACCAGCGCUUACAUGGCCUUCCUGGAUGCCAAUGCCAGUAAUGUUGACAGACCUCGUGACAUCUACUAUGGCCUUGCUAUGAUCCCCUUGUUCUUGUUUGGCCAUCACGCCAAAGCGAUCGAGGUGGGCACUCAAUUACUUGAGACAACACACAGGCUCUGGUCCGUGCGUGUGUCCUACCUGAUCUAUUUUUACCUCUCUGUCUCACUUCUGUCUCUUCACAAUGACUAUCCUGCCCAAGGAUACCUUGACGGCAAGAUGGACACCGUUCUCCGGUACAAGGCCGAGAUCGAUUUCGCCCGAAGCUGCUCUGAUGCAAACUAUGGCAUGUGGGCGUUGCUGUUGGAGGCCCUUAUCUGUGAGGUUCGGAACGACCACAGCGCUGCCAUCCGGGCUUAUGAAGCUGCGAUCGACCACUGUCAGAUCUAUGGAUGGCCUUUGGAGGAAGCACUUGCUCUCGAGCUGCAAGGAGAAUUUCUUGUUCGGCGCGGUGCCAAGAGAGCUGCCCGUGCUGUGAUGCAAGAUGCCAUUGCCGCAUGGAGCUCCAUCAGUGCCGGUGGCAAAGCCGCAAUGGUUGCAGAGAAACAUGAGUGGUUGUUGAAGACAGCAACCUCAGCCAGAACCGUUGAUGUUGGUUGUCAGACUGUUGACUCGCUCCUUGAAAUCACUCGUGACUCUGUUCAGGAAGAAAUUGCCAUCCCUUCGCAAAUCGAGGAAGAUGAACGGAGACAUCUCUGGAUCGAACAGAAUGGCGUGGCCACCGGCGAGAGAUCCAUGGAUAUCUCGAGUGUCGGUCUCGACAUUAUUGAUCUUUCCAGCAUCCUUGAGUCCAGCCAAGUCAUGUCAUCUGAACUUCAAAUUGAAAAGCUCUUCACGAAAAUGCUCGAGAUCAUCAUCGAAUCAUGCAACGGCUCUGACUUCGCCGUCAUUGCCACGGACUUUGACGAGCAGGGCUUUGCAAUUGCUGCGGCUGCGGAUGCUGACAAGGGCCAAAGGUCCUACCCAGAUGGUCUUCCACUCUCGGAACUGGAGGGACGAAUGGCUCAAGAGAUCACCUAUUAUGUCAUGCGUACAAAGGAAGAGGUCCUUGUCCACAACGUUCUUGAAGACGAGCGCUUUUCCAAUGUCAGUGAAGGAUACCAGGCAAAUUUCCCGCUGGGUCGAUCUGUUAUUGCUUUGCCCAUUGUUCAGGCGGACCAGCUUCUUGGAGUUAUUCACCUCGAAGGGAAGCCCAACUGGUUCACUCAACGAAAUGUAGUUGUGCUCCAUCUACUCUGCAACCAGAUUGGCAUUUCACUGUCGAACGCGUUGCUGUUCCGUGAGAUUCGCAAGGUCAGUGCCAAGAAUGCCACGAUGAUCGAGUCUCAGAAGCGGGCUCUCGCACAAGCACGCGAGGCGGAGCAGAAAGCGAAGGUGGCCGAAGCCGAGGCCAAACACAAUGUCAAGCUGAAAGAGGACGCUGCUCGAGCGAAGUCUAUCUUCCUUGCGAACAUCUCCCAUGAUCUGCGCACUCCAAUGAACGGUGUGAUUGGUCUCUCGGAGCUGCUCAAAGGCACCUCUUUGAACAAAGAACAGGAUGAAUAUGUUGAAUCCAUUCGUGUAUGCGCCGACACGCUGCUGACGCUCAUCAACGACAUACUUGAUUUCUCCAAGUUAGAAGCCGGAAAAAUGAAAAUCUCCACUGUUCCGCUCAAUCUGAAGGAGACAAUUUCCGAGGUGAUCCGUGCUCUCCGUUACACUCAUCGUGAUUGUGGACUGGAUACAAUUGAGGAUCUGGAACGUGUGCCACCUGAGCUAGUCGUUCUUGGUGAUCCUGUCCGUCUCCAUCAGAUUUUCAUGAACUUGCUUAGCAACAGCUACAAGUUCACCCCUAAAGGCUCCAUAACUGUCACAGCAAAGGUUGCCCGGGAAGGCAAAGGCCGUGUACGUUUGGAAUGCUCUGUAUCUGAUACUGGGAUUGGUAUUCCAGACGAGCAAAAGGCCCGACUAUUCCGGCCCUUCUCUCAGGCCGAUGCAUCCACAGAGCGAUCUUACGGUGGCAGCGGACUCGGCCUCAGCAUUUGCAAGGCCAUUAUUGAGGACGUCCUCGGCGGUGCUAUCUGGCUGGAUUCAACCACGGGAGUCGGAACCACUGUGACAUUUCAUCUGGUAUUCAACAAAGCACCCAAGAAAACGGCAGUGAAGGCUCCCUGGUCUCAGGAGCUCAGUCAAGCAGAAACCAAGGAACCUCGAGCGAAAGCACGCGACCUCUCACACAUCCCACGUGACCAGAUCCGAGUUUGUAUCGCCGAAGACAAUCCCAUCAACCAGAAGAUCGCGGUCAAAUUUGUGACUGGUCUCGGCCUCCAAUGCGAGGCCUACAGCGAUGGAAAGCAAGCCGUGGAGGCCCUGCGAGCGCGAUCCAAAGAAGGCAACCCGUUCCAUGUGGUCUUGAUGGAUGUCAUGAUGCCCACUCUUGAUGGCUAUAACGCCACCCGCGAACUGCGGCGAGACCCAGACCCCAAUGUCAACGAGGUUCUCGUCAUCGCUAUGACCGCCAGUGCGAUUGAAGGCGACCGAGAAAAAUGUCUCGACGCAGGCAUGAACAACUACCUCCCCAAACCGGUACGGUCGCCUAUUUUGAGUGAGCUCCUGGAUCGAUACCUUGCGCCGGUUCCCUCCCACCCACGCACUCGCCUGACAAUUCGCGAAAAGGGCUCCCGGGGCAGUAUUAGCUUCGAUGCGGGCACGCCAACUAGUGUCUCCUCCUCGGGGUCGGAUAGAUCUCUGAAGCAUCCGCCACCGUCGAGAUAA
This is a messenger RNA of Penicillium canariense, 7068 nucleotides long. Its product is annotated as putative sensor histidine kinase/response regulator. The record is from RefSeq and is a predicted model, not a curated record. Bases 1 to 7068 code for a protein of 2355 amino acids. Gene Ontology annotation, molecular function: ATP binding; phosphorelay sensor kinase activity; protein binding. Gene Ontology annotation, biological process: phosphorelay signal transduction system; protein autophosphorylation. NCBI's taxonomy places the organism in Eukaryota, Fungi, Ascomycota, Eurotiomycetes, Eurotiales, Aspergillaceae. The transcript has 2 exons.